AUGUCCAACGUUGGACUCGGACGCAUCGGCAUGGCCUCUUGGUUCGCGUCAAUACGCGCGUGGUUCUCGUCUAUAUUCUUCUCAAAGUCUGCAGAAAUUGCAAUAAUAGGGCUCCAGGGGUCUGGCAAGACCUCGCUCGUGAAUGUACUCGAUAUUGGUGGAGCAUGGUCGGAAGAAGUCGUUCCAACUGUGGCAUUCAGCUAUCGUAUGGUGAGGAGAGAUAACAUUAAGCUGAAGAUAUGGGAUGUUGCUGGACAACCGCGGUAUCGAAAUUUGUGGGAGAGGUAUUGCAAAGGGAGUAGCGCGAUAGUUUUCGUUGUCGACUCGACAGAUAAGCAACACUUUGAGGAUGCAAAGUUUGAACUACAUAGUCUCUUGGGGGAGAAGAGUCUGGUUGGGACGCCUCUGCUGGUACUGGGUAAUAAGAACGAUCUUCCAGGACACGCGUCUGCAGAAGAACUGAUUGAGGCACUAAAUCUGGAUACCAUCACGAACCGGCCUGUAUCAUGUUACUCGGGCUACGUCCAGUGUUCAAUGAAGAGCCAGCACAACUUGGAUGUUGUGAUCAAAUGGCUGGCGAAAACGGCGUCGUAG
Molecule: messenger RNA, 594 nt
Organism: Serendipita indica DSM 11827
Lineage: Eukaryota; Fungi; Basidiomycota; Agaricomycetes; Sebacinales; Serendipitaceae
Source: the annotation of a GenBank genome assembly